AUGCCUGAAUCACUGAGCGAAGAGCAGCGAGAGCGCCUCAAGGCCGCUCUCUGGUUCUCCAUCGGCAAGAUCGUCGACGAGGAGUCACUCAAACAGAACUGCAACGCGACUCCCCAAUUCAUCGGCGCGCUCACCGAGAUGGUCUGGUCUCAAAUAGAGUCCGUUGCCAUUGACCUGGAGAACUUCAGUCGGCAUGCCUCGAGGUCCCAGGUGAGGACCGAGGACGUCAUGUUGCUGGCGAGGAAAAACCCCGAUCUUCUGGACUUGGUCAAAGAAUUUGUCCAGAAGAAGGAGGCGGAGAAGGCGAAGAAGGGCAAGGGCAAGGAGAGGAGGUGA
Molecule: messenger RNA, 336 nt
Organism: Colletotrichum karsti
Lineage: Eukaryota; Fungi; Ascomycota; Sordariomycetes; Glomerellales; Glomerellaceae
Product: apoptosis-inducing taf9-like domain 1 family
Exons: 3
Coding region: 1-336 (111 amino acids)
Biological process (GO): resolution of meiotic recombination intermediates; replication fork processing
Cellular component (GO): FANCM-MHF complex; Fanconi anaemia nuclear complex
Molecular function (GO): chromatin binding; protein heterodimerization activity
Source: RefSeq, a predicted model, not a curated record